This is a messenger RNA of Manihot esculenta (cassava), 1597 nucleotides long. RefSeq names its product triose phosphate/phosphate translocator TPT, chloroplastic. Lineage: Eukaryota; Viridiplantae; Streptophyta; Magnoliopsida; Malpighiales; Euphorbiaceae. Gene Ontology annotation, cellular component: Golgi apparatus; membrane. The transcript has 12 exons. The coding region runs from base 122 to 1348 and encodes 408 amino acids. The record is from RefSeq and is a predicted model, not a curated record. Gene Ontology annotation, biological process: transmembrane transport. Gene Ontology annotation, molecular function: antiporter activity.
CGCUCGACUUGACAUUUGAGAACCACAAAAAACGGUUCUCUCUCCACCAUAAGAGCUCACUCUAGCUACCAAAAGCACAUUUGCCACCCCUCUCUCUCUCUUUCUGUCUCUGAGUACAAUCAUGGAGUCGCGAGUGCUGUCACGGGCAACCACCACUACCGUCCAUUCUUUGCCUCAUUUACGGAGGCCCAUGCGAGAGAGCAGCACUUCAAGCUUUGUCUCAAUGAAACCAAUUGGAGCUGUUGGUGAAGGCGGUAACAUCAUAUGGGGGAGGCAGCUCCGUCCAUCUCUGCUCCUGGAAAGCUCUCCAGCAGGAAAACGGGAGAUUCUCAGGCAGAACAUGGCAGCCGCUUCAUCUCCUGCUGAGGGAAGCGAUUCCUCCGGGGAUGCAAAGAUUGCUCCGGUAGGUUUCUUUAACAAAUAUCCGGCACUUGUCACCGGAUUUUUCUUCUUCAUGUGGUACUUCUUGAACGUGAUAUUUAACAUACUUAACAAGAAAAUCUACAAUUACUUUCCUUAUCCUUAUUUUGUUUCGGUGAUUCAUUUGUUCGUUGGAGUUGUGUAUUGCUUGGUUAGCUGGGCCGUCGGUCUUCCUAAGCGCGCUCCCAUUGACUCAAAGCUCUUGAAGGUGUUGAUACCUGUUGCUUUGUGUCACGCAAUAGGCCAUGUGACCAGUAAUGUCUCAUUUGCAGCAGUUGCUGUUUCCUUCACCCACACGAUCAAAGCGCUUGAGCCCUUCUUCAAUGCUGCUGCUUCUCAAUUCAUUCUAGGCCAGUCAAUUCCCAUUACUCUAUGGCUUUCACUUGCUCCUGUGGUCAUUGGUGUGUCCAUGGCUUCCUUGACUGAGCUUUCAUUCAAUUGGCUCGGGUUCAUUAGUGCUAUGAUUUCCAACAUCUCCUUCACUUACAGGAGUAUCUACUCAAAGAAAGCUAUGACUGAUAUGGACAGCACUAAUGUCUAUGCUUACAUUUCCAUCAUUGCUCUCAUUUUCUGUAUCCCGCCUGCCAUUAUUGUUGAGGGACCACAACUACUGAAUGUCGGGUUUAAGGAUGCAAUAGCUAAAGUGGGCAUGACCAAACUCAUCUCGGACCUCUUUUGGGUGGGCAUGUUUUAUCACCUAUACAACCAGUUGGCUACCAACACUUUGGAGAGGGUUGCUCCUCUGACCCAUGCAGUUGGCAAUGUUCUCAAACGUGUAUUUGUGAUUGGCUUCUCAAUCGUUGUCUUUGGUAACAAGAUUUCAACACAAACUGGUAUUGGAACAUGCAUCGCAAUUGCUGGUGUUGCAAUCUACUCUUUCCUCAAAGCCAAGAUAGAAGAGGAGAAACGACAAAAGAAAGCGGCUUGAGGUUGGAAAGAGGAAUCAACAUGAUUUGUAAAGUGUUGUUCUGUGGUUUCAAAGAUAAAAAUGACAAUCGAGUGUCCUGUUUGUCAUUAUGAUGCUUUUUUUUUUCCAGCAAUUUUCUAUGAUUCAUGUUCUCUUAAAAUAAUGUUGUAUCUAUUGCUCUGUUCCUCAGGACAAACCUAUAUGGUUAGAAUCUCUAGAGUGAGUUUGACAAUAAUGAGAAUUAAAUAUGUGAAUUUUCAUUGCCACAAA